GAGGCGCGGCGGCGGCGGCGGCGGUGCCGGUGGCGAUGCGGGGCUCAGGCGGGACGCGGGAGGAGGACGGGCCCGGAGCGGGCGGCUUCGGGCCUGCUGCUGCCGCCUGCCCCUGGGGCUGCACGCCCGGCCCCGCUGGCUGGAGCGGCGCGCCUUUCUGCCCCCGGCACCGUAUGUCCAGCUUCGCCGACCUGCCGGUACCGGUGCAGGGCCCGGUGGUUAAGUACAAGGGAGAGGAGGUUUGUCUGCUCUGGGAGGACGGCCCCACGGUGGAUUACUACCCGCUGUACUACGACGACGACGACGACGAUAAUUACCAUUACGAUGAGGACGAGCUGGACGCGGGUUUGCCGUUCUUGGACGUUCCCGUGGUGGAGGGAGCGGUUCCCUACAGCUACUGCGGCUUCCGCAAGUCCUUCCUGUGCUCGGAACCGCCCCCGCCACUCCCCCGCACCUCUCCCACCGCCCUGGACGCGCGGCUGGACCGGCUGCCCACGCCCCGCUGCCCCCGGCUCACGGCUGAGGAAGCUGAGAAGAACGCACAGGAGCUGGUGGCAGAGGAGGAGCGGGCGAAGAGGAAGGCAGAGAAGAAGAAGCUGAAGAAGAAGAAACAAAAAGACCGAAAGAAACGGGAGAAACAGGGUCAAGAGCAGAAAAACAAAGAGAACACUGACCCGAGCCCCCCAAGUGGCCCUGCAGGCACCUCAAAUGCUGCUGAGGAUGAGGGAUGCUGCCCAGAGCCCUCCCCGUGCCCUGGGGACUCCACAGUCCCCUCAGGGGAGCCUGGGCCAGAGGACACAGCAGUGACAGAGGAGGAGCUGGACCUGAGCUGCACUUUUGUCUGCAAAGCACGGGAGAAGGCGGGGGUCAGGCUGCCUCCCCCGGGCAGUGACCAGUCCCCUGGCACACAGAACAUGGAGCCAAGCAGGAAGGUGCCAGAGAAGGCAAGUGGGGAGCCUGUGGGGACACCUGUGUCCCCCCAGCCCCUCCAGGCCAGGCCACCCAGCCCCAGCACGGUGGAGCAGAGCCUGGCACUUGCAGGCCACGGCAUCGAGGCAGCACAGAUGGGCCAACACACCGAGGCCGUCUGGGCUUUCACCGUCGCCCUGGAGCUGAACCCCCAGGAACACCGCUUCCUGGGGAACCGCUCCUACUGCCUGGAGAAGCUGGGCCGGUACGAGGAGGCGCUGGCGGACGCGGAGGCGGCGCUGGCGCUGCGGCCGGGCUGGCCCAAGGGAUCCUUCCGCAAGGGAAAGGCCCUGAGGGGGCUUCAGCUCUACGCCGAGGCUGUGCGCACCUUCGAGGAGCUGCUGCUGCAGGAUGGGACCUGUGCUGAGGCAGCUGCACAGCUGGAGGAGUGCCGGGCCCUGCUGCAGCAGGGCAGCCGCCCCGGCGGUGUCCCCGUGUCCCCUUUCCUGCUCAAGGCUAAGGAGCCGCUGUCUCUCCCUGCAGGAUGGACAACCAGGAGCUGCCAGGACACGGGUGACAAAAGUGUGACAGGAGGCAGUGCCAGGACCCCUGCAAAAGACCCAGAACGGGCACCUGCUGUGGCCAGUGGCCACCCAACACUGCCACCAAGCCACCCUGCCAGGGACUGCUUCCCGCUCUGGGUGGGCAAUGUCACCUCCCACAUCACCGAGAAGGUGCUGCGUCGUGCCUUUGGCCGGUUUGGGGAGAUCCGCUCCAUGCGGCUGCUGCCGGGGCGUCGCUGUGCCUUCAUCAACUUCAGCGGCAAAGCAGAGGCCGAGGAGGCCUUCAGGGCCAUGCAGGGUGCCACCUUGGAGGGCAGCAAGCUGUUGCUGCAGCUCAAGCACCCGGCCCACGCCACGCCGGCCCCCGUGCCCCGUGCCAAGGGCAAGGCCACCCCCGGGGGGCUGCUCAGUUGACCCCACUCUGUUGUGGGGGGCUCCUGGCAGCCCCCCCCUCACCUGCCUGUACCUGCCUGUGCCUUGUCACCCACUGCCAGGGGUGGGAAUGUGUCCCUCUCGUGCCUUGGGGGUGCUGGGGGUCAGCAGCCCCUUGUCUGAGGGGUUGGCCUUGGGCUGUCCCCCGUGGCCCCUCAGGCAUUUGUACCAAUUUGGGGUUUUUUAAUAAACUGAGGUUUCUUUUUC
Messenger RNA from Taeniopygia guttata (zebra finch), 2111 nucleotides. RefSeq names its product tetratricopeptide repeat domain 31 (gene TTC31). Gene Ontology annotation, molecular function: RNA binding; protein binding. The record is from RefSeq and is a predicted model, not a curated record. NCBI's taxonomy places the organism in Eukaryota, Metazoa, Chordata, Aves, Passeriformes, Estrildidae.